GGAAGGACUGAGAACCAUGGAGGACUCCCUGGAUUGGCUGGACCCUCCCAGGAGUACGGGAGGGCUCGCUUCCUGGCGGCGGCGGAGCGACGGCGGCGAUUGGCGGGCCCUCGUUGCAGGAGAGCGUGGAUUGGUCAGGUCCCGAGGAGGGGCGGGGCUGAUAUCCCAGAAGCGGCGGCGGCGGCUGAGGAGCCGGUGUGAGGCGGCAGGACCGGGCUGCAGGCCCUGGCAGGGUGCGGCGAUAUGGAGGUGACGGGGGUGACGGCGCCCACAGUAACGGUUUUCAUCAGCAGCUCCCUAAACAGCUUCCGCUCCGAGAAGCGGUACAGUCGCAGCCUCACCAUCGCGGAGUUCAAGUGUAAACUGGAGCUGGUGGUGGGCAGUCCUGCUUCCUGCAUGGAACUGGAGCUGUAUGGUGCUGACGACAAGUUCUACAGCAAGCUGGAUCAGGAGGAUGCGCUGCUGGGCUCCUACCCUGUAGAUGAUGGCUGCCGCAUCCACGUCAUUGACCACAGUGGUGCCCGCCUUGGGGAGUACGAGGACGUGGCCAGGGUGGAGAAAUACGAGAUCUCACAAGAAGCCUACGACCAGAGGCAAGACACAGUUCGCUCCUUCCUGAAGCGCAGCAAGCUUGGCCGAUACAAUGAAGAGGAGCGGGCGCAGCAGGAGGCCGAGGCCGCCCAGCGCCUGGCGGAGGAGAAGGCCCAAGCCAGCGCCAUCUCCGUGGGCAGCCGCUGCGAGGUGCGGGCGCCUGGGCAGUCCCCUCGCCGGGGCACUGUCAUGUAUGUAGGACUCACAGAUUUCAAGCCUGGCUACUGGAUUGGCGUCCGCUAUGACGAGCCACUGGGGAAGAAUGAUGGCAGUGUAAAUGGGAAACGCUACUUCGAAUGCCAGGCCAAGUACGGCGCCUUCGUCAAGCCGGCAGUUGUGACGGUCGGGGACUUCCCAGAAGAGGACUACGGAUUGGAUGAGAUGUGACACCCAAGGAAUCCACCUGCUCCGGCUCCUAACGCGGCCACUUCCUGCCCCUCCUUACGUGUGCCCACGGCCCUCUUCCCCUGACCUCAUUUUAAUUUUAUUCACCUUUCCCCUGCCAUUGAUUUUUGUGACUCCUGCAUUAAAUUCACCAGAAACC
Messenger RNA from Propithecus coquereli (Coquerel's sifaka), 1135 nucleotides. It is a transcript of the gene TBCB, whose product is annotated as tubulin folding cofactor B. Bases 244 to 978 code for a protein of 244 amino acids. Gene Ontology annotation, cellular component: cytoplasm; microtubule plus-end; nucleus. Gene Ontology annotation, biological process: tubulin complex assembly; post-chaperonin tubulin folding pathway; cytoplasmic microtubule organization. The record is from RefSeq and is a predicted model, not a curated record. NCBI's taxonomy places the organism in Eukaryota, Metazoa, Chordata, Mammalia, Primates, Indriidae. The transcript is spliced from 6 exons. Gene Ontology annotation, molecular function: alpha-tubulin binding; microtubule plus-end binding.